CGGGCCAGCCCCGCGCCCGCCGCUGCCAGCCCGCCGCGUACCGCCUGCUGCUCCGCGCACCGCCGUCCGCCAGCCCGGGAUGAACGCGUCCCAGACUGAGGGAGAGGAGGAGCCGCACAGCGGGCGCCCGAUCAAGGUGGUCCUAGUGGGCGACGGGGGCUGCGGGAAGACGUCACUCAUGAUGGUCUUCGCUAACGGGGCCUUCCCAGAGAGCUACAACCCCACGGUGUUUGAGCGCUAUAACGCCACUCUGCAAAUGAAGGGUAAACCUGUGCGCCUCCAAAUCUGGGACACAGCCGGGCAAGAUGACUAUGACCGCCUUCGGCCCUUGUUCUAUCCUGAUGCCAAUGUCUUGCUCCUCUGCUUCGAUGUGACCAAUCCAAACAGCUUUGACAACGUCUCUAACCGGUGGUACCCAGAGGUGACCCAUUUCUGCAAGGGGGUGCCCAUUAUCGUUGUGGGCUGCAAGAUAGACCUGCGUAAGGACAAGGUGCUGGUGAACACACUUCGGAAGAAAAGACUGGAGCCGGUGACCUACCACAGGGGCCAUGAUAUGGCAAGGUCUGUGGGAGCAGUGGCCUAUCUCGAGUGUUCAGCUCGGCUCCAUGACAACGUGGAAGCCGUCUUCCAGGAAGCAGCUGAAGUGGCUCUCAGCAGUCGCAGUCAUAACUUCUGGCGGCGGAUUACCCAGAAUUUUUGCGUGGUCACCUGACUGGUUUGGAACUCACCUUGCCUUCCGAUUUACUCAGCUGGAGAAAGACCCAGGAGCAGACCUUCUACUCUGUUGACUGGGAUGGACCUAGUCCCCAGGCUGAACUGGUAGAACCACACAGCCACAGAUGGGCUCCACUGAGGCCUGGCCCCUGGACAGAGGAAUCCUGGAUUGAGGAAGAGGGUUCCCAGACCCUUAGCUCUGGAACCAUUAACAGACUCCCUGUGCCCAAUCCUGGACCUGCAUCAUGAGUGGGGGUCUGUGUGGUCUGAUUUGGCGCCACCUUGUGGCUAUUCUCUGAGUUAUAAUAUAUCUACAGGACCCAGGGUUCCUGAGACCAACCUGCCCAGGCUAACACGCUGCCCUGCCGUGUCCCUGAUCAUCCUCUUCAUCCCAUUGAUAAGUGUAACAACUAAAAUGGCAUCACUUGUU
Messenger RNA from Rattus rattus (black rat), 1144 nucleotides. RefSeq names its product ras homolog family member D (gene Rhod). Bases 80 to 712 code for a protein of 210 amino acids. The transcript has 5 exons. Lineage: Eukaryota; Metazoa; Chordata; Mammalia; Rodentia; Muridae. Gene Ontology annotation, molecular function: GTP binding; GTPase activity. The record is from RefSeq and is a predicted model, not a curated record. Gene Ontology annotation, biological process: small GTPase-mediated signal transduction; cell migration.